AUGGCUUCGCGACGAAGUAAGAGACUUUCGGGAGGUACCCCGAAGCUUCUUGAGAGACUUCGCGAGGUAGCAGCAGAGAAUAAGAAGGAAGAAGAGGGGUCUGAAGCACUGGAUGAUGAAGGAGAAGAAGAGGCAGCAGAGAGUAAGAAUAAAGCAGAAGAGGAGGGGUCUAAAGCAGUAAACGAAGAAGAAAAAGAGACACCACAAGAUAUCGAGAUCCCAUCCGAGUCAGGAGAGGAACCAGAUACCACCCAACAAAACGGCAUGACUUCCGAGAAACGACCAUGUUCCCCUCCUACUCCGCCAAAACCAAAGAGGAAGAAGGACCCUAAGCAGGCGCGGAGGCCUCUUUGGCGGCUGAACAAAUGCGAGGCCGAAGAAGAAGACGAGGCUGAAGGGGAAUCUGAGUAUGAGGAAUUGAUAAAAGGAGAUGAUGGAUCCGGCGCCCAGGAAGAACAGAUAUCAGGGAACGAGACGGAAGAAGAAGAUGUCCCAGGAAAACCCAGAGGAAAAGGACAACAAGAAGAAGGAAGCAUCCCCGAGAUCCUAGCACCCCUUUUCGAUCGAAGCACUAUCGAAGGAUUCCGCAGUGAGAAUCCCAUCGUCUAUGCCAUAGGAAGACUCCCCCCGGUCCAUCUAGGCGACAUCUACAACUCUCGCUACCGCGUAAUACAGAAGAUCGGAUCGGGAUCCUACUCCACCGUCUGGUUAGCACUAGAUCUCCAUGCAGAAUUACGCCACGUCGCACUCAAAUUCCUCACUGCAGGGAAAGUAGCCGAAGUUAACAUGCACAAGUUUUUCGCCAUGACCGAUAUAGACGACAAUAAAUACGAUCGAGAAGCAGGUCGAGAGUUCGUCAUGGAAAUGCUCGAUAGCUUUGAGAUUACGCGAAAUUGGAAGGUAUACUGGGUUAUCGUCAGUGAAGUCUUAAUCCCCUUGAAAACCCUGUAUUCUACUGGACAUUACCGUCGACGGAUCGAUAUCAAACGUGACUUUUUCCAGAUUGCUCAAGGACUGGCGUUCCUCCACCAUAGAGGGGCAACGCAUGGUGAUCUUUGGUAUGCGAAUCUCGCUCUGCGAUUACCGAAUUUUCGGCGCGGGUUUGAAUCCAAUCCUCCUUUCCCAAAAGUAAUUCCCAUCAUUCCAAAGACACCAACGGAGAAGGAAUUCAGAAAAUACCCAAAGUACCUGGUGUCAAGUGAUUUCUUUCGAGGCUCUUACAUCGAAGACCUUCUCAAGGAAGCCAAACAAUGCGGGGUUUUUGAAGAAACCCGUGUUCAGAUCAUAGACAUGAGCAAUGCCUACACCAGAUACCGUGAUCACGUCUAUGCGAUGCAACCCACGGUGCGCGCUCCGGAGUUUACGGCGCGUGGACUCAAUGGCAAUCCGGGUAUCGGACUCGGCGGCUUCCCUUCUGAUAUUUGGGCGUUGGCAUGUACGGUAGGCAGACGCAACCUUCCACAUCUUCCCACACAAUGCAUAUAUGUACUGACCAGAUCCAGAUGUUCAAAUUCGUAUUCAAAGAGGACUGUAACCUCUUCGACCACACCCAAAGCCCGAAUUUCUUCUUCUGGGAAAUCGAGCGAAAAAUUGGUCCGAUUCCUCAGCGAUGGCAUUUGGGAAGGAGACCGGUAGGUGGACCUCCUGGGUCGAUGCUAGAAGGCAUGACUCCUGCGCAGUUCUGGAUGGAUCUGCGUGAUACGUAUCAGUUACAGCACCCGUAUGGCCUGUUUCAGUGGAUUGAUGGGUUUUUGGCUUUGUUGAGAAGAAUGUUGGUGGUUGAUCCGAGGAGUAGGAUUACUGUUGAUGAGGUUGUGGCGGAUGAGUGGUUUGAUGAUGUGAGAGAUGAAGAGGAAAGUUCGGAUGGUGAGUAG
Molecule: messenger RNA, 1874 nt
Organism: Hymenoscyphus albidus
Lineage: Eukaryota; Fungi; Ascomycota; Leotiomycetes; Helotiales; Helotiaceae
Source: the annotation of a GenBank genome assembly